AUGGCGAAUUCUACGGAAGUGUCAGGGCAACUCACCCAGGAGCAGGUCGAUACUUUGAAGAAAAACUGUCACGCCCUGGUCUCGGGAAUUGAUACAUCUUACGGUUAUGUGCCGACUUUGGGGGUCGGGAUUGCAUUCUGUGUUCUCUUCGGUCUCAGUCUUCUUGGCCAUAUUACCCAGUACACCAGGAAACGACAAUGGACUUCCUUGGCUUUUGGUGCCGGAGCUAUGACCGAACUGAUCGGCUGGGCUGGUCGUACAUGGUCCAGCGAAUGUCCGUACAACGGCGACGCCUUUCUGAUGCAAAUCACAACGCUCAUCAUUGCCCCGACCUUCUUCACGGCCGGGUUGUACAUUAUCCUCGGCGCGCUCAUCAACCGAAUCGGCCGUCACGCUUCAAUUCUCGGCCCCAAGAUGUAUGCCAUCAUCUUCUUGUCGUGUGAUAUUAUCGCCCUGGUCAUCCAGGCUGUUGGAGGAGCUAUGGCAUCCACCGAGUCAGAUAAGAUCGACGGUGACACGAAGCCGGGAACAAACAUCAUGGUUGCUGGCAUUGUGUUCCAGAUGGCGGCUAUGGCUGUCUUCACCGUCUUGGUGCUGGACUUCUUGAGGAGAGUGUUUUUCAAGACGUCGUCCUUGGAGACCAGGAAGCUCGGACCUACAGAUCACAACGAGAUGCCAAAGGCUUAUACCUGGCUACUUGUUGCAGUAUUCAUUUCCCUGUUCAUGAUCUUCGUCCGAAGCAUCUACCGAACCAUCGAGCUCCUCCAAGGCUGGGAUGGAUACCUGAUCACACACGAGGGAUAUUUCAUCGGUUUGGAUGCUUCCACUAUGACCAUUGCCGUCGCUGUCUUCAACUUCCUCGACCCGCCAGCUGGCGAAGAGAAUGAGCUGGGGCAAGUGGCAGCGAACGGAGAGCGCUGGGAUGACACGGCUACGGUGAUUGAUCGCGACUCUUAAGUCAGACUUUGGAUUACUAGAAUAGAGUGCCGCAAGGUUGCAACUGUCUUAUUUAGGGUGUAUAGUCGUUAUCAGCGUUUUUAAUACUCUAGACCAUGAAGAAAACUAUUAGUCUGUCCAAGGCUCGGCGUGCCUCAUGCAACAUCUUUCCACCUAGGCUGCAGAGGGUCGAAUUCAACAUGUACUCGAUCCAACGCAUCCAAACGUCCUCCUUGCGUUCCGCGGCGAUUCCGAAUUGAUGCUAAGAUUAGUAGGUGCAUACAUCUAUCGAAAGGUUUCUAUAAGCUUUUUGGUGACUGGUCGAGCUGCAUUCUCUUUGGCUUAAAGUCUUCUGCGUCGGAGCCCCCAACGCCGGGAUCACGAUGCACAAGAUGAAGGGUGUUGAAUUGGGAGUUAACGGACUAACUAAGGGGAUCACGGA
Messenger RNA from Ilyonectria robusta, 1378 nucleotides. RefSeq names its product RTA1 like protein-domain-containing protein. Gene Ontology annotation, cellular component: plasma membrane; fungal-type vacuole. The record is from RefSeq and is a predicted model, not a curated record. The transcript is spliced from 4 exons. Bases 1 to 957 code for a protein of 318 amino acids. NCBI's taxonomy places the organism in Eukaryota, Fungi, Ascomycota, Sordariomycetes, Hypocreales, Nectriaceae.